This is a messenger RNA of Motacilla alba alba, 1769 nucleotides long. Its product is annotated as gametocyte-specific factor 1-like. Bases 190 to 717 code for a protein of 175 amino acids. The record is from RefSeq and is a predicted model, not a curated record. The transcript is spliced from 7 exons. NCBI's taxonomy places the organism in Eukaryota, Metazoa, Chordata, Aves, Passeriformes, Motacillidae.
ACAGCCGCCCCCACAACCAACCCCGAGGCGGGCUCGGUCCCACAGCCGACCCCGAGGCGGGCUCGGACCGACCGUCGACUCCACACCCGCCCCCGCAGCCGACCUUGAGGCGGACUCGGACCCACAGACGGCUCCACGCUUCGCCCCAGACCGGACGCAGCCCCGGAGCGGACCCCGGCCGGCCCCGCCAUGGAGCUCGAGGAGGAUUUGGAUAUGUUGGAUCCAGAGAGGUUAAUCCAGUGCCCCUUGGUUAAACACCAUUGGAUCAGAGCACGGCGGUUUCCCUAUCACCUGGUGAAGUGCAAGGAGAGCAACCCUGAAAUUGCGAAGAAGUUGGCCACGUGCCCCUUCAAUGCUCGUCACCUGGUUCCUCAGGCCGACCUCAGCGACCACAUCAUGAAGUGCAACGACAAAGCCUUCGUGGAGCAAGAUGUGGUGAGCCGGUCCUGUGAGUCCCCGCAGGAGCAGCUGAAUAAUGGGAGCACAUGGCAGGCACCUCCAUGUGCUGAAGACUGGGAAGCAGACUUGCUGGAGGGAUCUGAGUCUACUUUUGUGUGGGGUGUGAUCAACUCUGCCAUGAACAGCACCAUCAGUGACCAGAACAACUCGUUGCCCUCGCGGAUGCGGCCCCCUGACACCCUCCCGUACAGCGUGUCUGCAGGCCUAAUUCGGAGUAUUAGUUCCUCCCCUUGGAAUGUAGUUUUGCCCCAGCAGUAAGUGUCCCCCGGUUUGGACAGAAGAGCUCCUGCAGAAGACAGACAUGCUCUGGACCUGAUGGCAGGACUCUCUGCUCCUGGCUUUUAUUGCCUAAUAUGUUUCUGGUAAUGUUUGAAUAUGUGGAACUGUCCUUGGUUGGCAGAUGUUUCCCCCAGCCACUUGUUUUAAAAGUUACCUUUACUCGGUGAAUUUUGUUACUGUUUUUGAAAAAAUAAACUGAUAAAUGUACACAGAAACCUUCCCAGCCCAGCCCUGGGUCAUGGUGCCUCCCUGUAAACCGGAAAAACAUCAUAAUUGUCAAGUCUCUGGUUUUUGUAACAGGCAAACUUAGAAGUACUUUACUGUGCAUGUACAUCUUGGUUUUAUUUUGUUGGAGUCUGACUUUGACCACUCAGGAUAUGGCAGGUGUUCAGAUUGGGUUUUAAACCGUGCUGCCAUUUGCAGAGACUGCUUUGAGAGCACCCUGACCUUAACUUUUGUACCUUCACACCUUAGGCCUUGCCUUUGUCACCUUAGGCCUUGCCUUUGUCUCCUCCGUGUGAGGGACUUCCCCAGGCAGACCUUAACAGAGAAUCCUCUGCAAGUUCUUGCAUGGCACACAACUCCAAACAGGGGAGGUUUCAGCAGGACACUGAGGUGCUUUUCCAGCUCCCAUUAGAGUUUUGCAAUUUUCUAAUGGUUGGAACAUGUUUGAGAGCUCUCAGUUACCUGUUCUGUAUUGGGGGAGGAAGAGACUAGGAAUGGUUUAAAUCAGUAAAAAUGCAUGUUUGGGACUGAAAAUGUUCAGAUCAAGCAGUAUAUUUCUAAACCUGCAAAGUACAAAAUGGGAUCUAAAUAUACAACCAUAAAGAAUUAAGAAGCCACACAUGAUGUUUGUCUAGAAAGAGAUUAAUGCCUUCAUAUUUUCCCCUAAAGUCUGGAUUUCCACCAUCUGUAUACUACCACUAGAAAAUAAUACAUGUUGACUCAAAUGUGGAAAAUUUAUAUUCUUUUAAAGUUCUGCCAAUUUAUGUCGAAGUUCUUGUUGGCAAUUUAGAAUAAAAAUGCUUCGA